Oncorhynchus keta (chum salmon) is the source of this 2971-nucleotide messenger RNA. RefSeq names its product zinc finger protein 239-like. The record is from RefSeq and is a predicted model, not a curated record. Gene Ontology annotation, cellular component: nucleus. Gene Ontology annotation, molecular function: DNA-binding transcription factor activity, RNA polymerase II-specific; RNA polymerase II cis-regulatory region sequence-specific DNA binding. The transcript has 2 exons. Bases 244 to 1077 code for a protein of 277 amino acids. NCBI's taxonomy places the organism in Eukaryota, Metazoa, Chordata, Actinopteri, Salmoniformes, Salmonidae. Gene Ontology annotation, biological process: central nervous system development; regulation of transcription by RNA polymerase II.
UUAGAAACAGCUGGUCAAUCACCUCAGAAGCUUGCUAGCCAACAUAGCCGAAAUAUUCAAGCUAUUUAUAUGCUUUCGAUGUAUAUUAGAUACUGUGUUUUAGACACACGUCUGUCGUAUCUACUUGUUAAACUAUUUAAUUGAAUAUUACGUUAUUUUGUAUUAUUCAGCUAAAGUAGCUGGCUGGUUAAGUUAGCACUAGCCUAGUCGCUAAUGAUAGAUAGCUAGUUAACAUCCCCGACCAUGAGCUCCCUAAACUCCUCUCCUGUUAUAGAAGAGGUCUGCUGGACGGAGAAAGAAACUCUGGUGCUGAACGUUGUCGUGAAAGAGGAGAAGGAAGAGGAGGAUGUUACAGUUAAACAAGAAGUAGAAGGUGGGGCUGUUACAGUGAAAGAAGAAGAGGAAGACGUUUCAGUGAAAGAAGAGGAAGACUCGUUCAGAGUGAAAGAGGAGGAGGAAGAGAAAGAUGAUGAUGCAGUUUUUGGAGUGAAGAAGGAAGGGGAGAUUACUGUCACACUGGAAGAUGAAGAGCUGGAGAGGGGAGAUCUGAUUAACACCAGGGAGAAACCAGACUCUCACUCUGACAGCGGGAAGAGUCCUUCAGGGGAACCAGACCCAGAGACGCCCAAACCAGUGAGACAACACCACUGCUCCCACUGUGAAAAGAGUUUUUGCUGGUUAGGAAACCUAAAAAAGCAUGCGAGACUACACACAGGAGAAAAGCCUUACCAAUGCUCCCAGUGUGGAAAGAGUUUUGCCGUGUUAGCUAACCUGAAAAGGCAUGAGAGAAUACACACAGGAGAAAAGCCUUAUCACUGUUCCAGCUGUGGAAUGAGUUUUACUCAAUUAUCGGACCUUCAAGCUCAUGAGAGAACACACACAGGAGAAAAGCCUUUCCAAUGUUCCCAGUGUGGAAAGAGUUUUACUCAGAUAGGGCACCUGAAAGCUCAUGAGAGGAUACACACAGGAGAAAAGCCUUUCCAAUGUUCCCAGUGUGGAAAGAGUUUUACUCAGAUAGGGCACCUGAAAGCUCAUGAGAGGAUACACACAGGAGAAAAGCCUUACCAAUGUUCCUAGUGUGAAAAGAGUUUUACCAUGUUAACUAACCUGAAAAGGCAUGAGAGAAUACAUAGAGGGGAAAAGCAUUUUCUGCUCCCAGUGUAAAAAUAGAUUUUCAUGAAUGGCAGACCUUAAAGCUCAUGAGAGGAUACAGAAGAGAACCCUUUCCAAUGCUCCCAUUCUGGAAAGAGUUUUACCUGGUCAAGUAGCCUUGAAGGAGCAUAAGAGGACACACAAUAAAAGUCCAACCACUGCUCGCUCUGAGUGGAAGGACAUUCAGAGAACCUGAAAUCAAAUGAGAGAAUAGAAAGGCUGUAUUCUGACUUGUAUUUUUGACUGAGAAUGUGUUUUUGUUUAGGCCACAUGACAUCAUAUUGUGUAUGAUUACACCUGUCUAUAUAAGGUCCCACAGUUGACAAUGCAUGUCAGAUCAAACGCCAAGCAAUGAGGUCAAAUAAUUUGUCCUUAGAGCUCCGAGACAGGAUUGUGUCGAGGCACAGAUCUGGGGAAUGGUGCCAAAAAAUGUCUGCAGCAUUGGUCCCCAAGAACACAGUGGCCACCAUCAUUUCUUAAUGGAAGGCGUUUGGAAGACUCUUCCUAGAGCUGGCCACCCGGCCAAACUGCACAAUCGGGUGAGAAGGGCCUUUGUCAGGGAGGUGACCAAGAACCCGAUGGUCACUCUGACAGAGCUCGAGAGUUACUCUGUGGGGAUGGGAGAAACUUCCAGAAGGACAACCAUCUCUGCAGCACUCCACCAAUCAGGCCUUUGUGGUAGAGUGGCCAGACGGAAGCCACUCCUCAGUAAAAGGCACGUGUUCUUGUUCCCUUCCCUGAUGAAGGCCCUUCUCCCCCGAUUUCUCAGUUUGGCCGGGUGGCCAGCUCUUGGAAGAGUCUUGGUGGUUCCAAACUUCUUCCAGUUUAGUGGGAUGGAGGCCACUGUGUUCUUGGGGACCUUCAAUGCUGCAGAAAUGUUUUGGUACCCUUCCCCAGAUCUGUGCCUCGACGCAUUUCUGUCUCAGAGCUCAACGGAUAAUUUAUUUGACCUCAUGGCUUGGUUUUUGCUCUGACAUCCACUGUUACCUGUGGGACCUUAUAUAGACAGGUGUGUGCCUUUCCAAAUCAUAUCCAGUCAAUUGAAUUUACCACAGGUGGACUCCAAUCAAGUUGGAGAAACAUCUCAAGGAUGAUCAAUGGAAUCAGGAUGCAUCUGAGCUCCAUUUCGAGUCUCAUAGUAAAGGGUCUGAAUACUUAAAUAAAUAAAUGUGCAAAAAUGUCUAAAAACUUGAUUUUGGUUUGUCAUUAUGGGGUAUUGUGAUGUCAUUUUGGGGUAUUGUGUGAAGAUUUGAUGAGGGGGAAAAAAACUUCAAUUUUAGAAUAAGUCUCUAAUGUAAAAAAAAAAUUGGAAAAGGUAAAGGGGUCUGAAUACAUUAUGAAUGCACUGUAUACCGCUGGCAGAGUUUUCUACCGCUGGCAGAGUUUUGGCAAUAAUGUGUGUCUGCAGGUGUCUAUCUGGUCAAAACCACUGAUACAGGAGCCCCUCCACCCUCUGGUGGGAUGGACCAUGUCUACAGAGAAACCAAGAUUCAAAUACUUAGAUUUGUGUGUAUUGGGUAUUUGUUGUAAAAUUGUUAGAUAUUACUUGUUAGAUAUUACUGCCCUGUCGGAGUGAGAAACACAAGCAUUUCACUACACCCGCAUUUGAAAUAAACAUCCUAUUUAUCAAAGGUGCUUUUGUCUGGGGUCAAAAUGACUCCAAAGGAUUUGAAUUUGUUAAAAGUCCAUAUUUAUACAGAAACACUAAACCAUUAUUUAAAUUUAUUAAGAACAAGUUGAUUGACAAAGUCAUGAAAAAAAUUGAAGAAUUGACUAAACCACAUUUAGGCUGUGAUAAAAGAUAUGCCUCUGGGGUCAA